CGAUGUACACUCCGGCAUGGGCUGCAUGUAAUAAUAUGUGGGCGGGGUUUCUCGAUUGCAGUCCCUCCACUGGGCUUUCGCUGGAAGAAGAUUUCUUCACAGAAGUAGUUGUCUUGUGCUGGCAGAAUUAGAUCCCGUGCGCUGGGUAGUGCAAUGCUGUAACUCGCCUCUGAUAAACAUUUUCACCUCGUUUUGCACCUUGCCAUCCUUCCCAGGGAUCACACAGGGGGCUGCCGACCCGUCUCCCUCUCUCUGUGUGAGGACUCCGUUUUGCGGCUUGGACUUUAGUAUUUAUUGGGGAAGCCUGUCUGGAGCAAGGAGCGACUCGGAUCUUUGGAUGCCCAUGGAGGGAGACGUUAUGGACAAACUGGAUGAUAUGGCCUCUGUGAGUGAGUUUGACCCCAUCACAGGCAAUAUUCCAGCCACCAAAGUCGAGAUUACUGUGUCUUGCAGGAAUCUUUUAGAUAAAGAUACAUUCUCCAAAUCAGACCCACUCUGCGUCCUGUACAUUCAAGGAGUUGAAUCCAAGCAGUGGAGAGAGUUUGGAAGAACAGAAGUGAUUGACAACACAUUGAACCCAGACUUCAUCCGGAAAUACAUCCUAGAUUACUUCUUUGAAGAAAAACAGAAUCUACGCUUUGACUUUUAUGACGUGGAUUCAAAAAGCCCAGAUCUGUCUAAACAUCCCUCCGAACUCAACGACUUUCUCGGGCAGACUUUCUGCACUUUGGGGGAGAUCGUGGGCUCACCAGCAAGCCGUCUGGAGAAGCCCUUGGGUGGGAUCCCAGGGAAGAAAUGCGGGACGGUGAUUUUAUCUGCAGAAGAGCUUGGCAACUGCAGAGACAGUGCGACUAUGCAGUUCUGUGCCAACAAGCUGGACAAGAAGGAUUUCUUUGGGAAGUCAGACCCGUUCAUGGUCUUUUACAGAAGUAAUGAAGAUGGAACGUUUACAAUCUGUCACAAAACGGAAGUGGUGAAGAAUACCCUGAAUCCAGUGUGGCAAGCGUUUGCAAUCCCAGUCCGGGCCCUCUGCAAUGGGGACUAUGACAGAACAAUCAAGGUGGAGGUGUACGACUGGGACCGGGAUGGGAGCCAUGACUUUAUUGGAGAAUUUACAACCAGCUACCGAGAGCUAGCCAGAGGACAAAGCCAGUUCAAUGUGUAUGAGGUGGUAAAUCAAAAAAAGAAAAUUAAGAAAAAGAAAUACACCAACUCAGGAACAGUUACGUUGCUGUCCUUCACAGUGGAAUCAGAGUACACAUUCCUCGACUACAUCAAAGGGGGGACCCAGAUCAAUUUUACAGUGGCCAUCGAUUUCACCGCGUCCAAUGGGAACCCGUCCCAGUCCACCUCACUGCACUACAUGAACCCGUACCAGAUGAACGCGUAUGCCAUGGCGCUGAAGGCAGUGGGCGAGAUCAUCCAAGACUACGACAGCGACAAGAUGUUCCCCGCGCUGGGCUUCGGUGCCAAGCUGCCUCCUGAUGGAAGAGUCUCGCACGAAUUCCCUCUGAAUGGCAAUACAGAAAACCCAUACUGCAAUGGGAUAGAGGGAAUAUUAGAAGCCUACCACCAGAGCCUGAAGACUGUUCAACUCUAUGGGCCAACCAACUUUGCACCAGUUGUCAACCACGUGGCAAGGUAUGCAGCUGCCGUGCAGGAUGGCUCGCAGUAUUUCAUCCUCCUAAUUAUCACAGAUGGGGUCAUAUCGGAUAUGGCUCAGACAAAGGAAGCCAUUGUGAGCGCUGCUAAACUUCCAAUGUCCAUCAUCAUUGUUGGAGUGGGACAGGCUGAAUUUGAUGCAAUGGUGGAAUUGGAUGGAGAUGAUAUCAGAAUCUCUUCCCGAGGGAAGUUGGCUGAGCGCGAUAUUGUCCAGUUCGUCCCGUUUCGAGAUUACAUGGACCGCACAGGGAACCACGUGCUCAGCAUGGCCCGGCUGGCCAAGGACGUCCUGGCAGAGAUCCCAGAGCAGUUCAUCUCCUACAUGAAGACGCGGGGCAUCAAACCCAACCCGUCCCCGCCCCCCUACACGCCCCCCAGCCACACCCUCCACACACAGAUCUGACAGCAGAGCCGGUGGAGGGCCCCGGGACACGUAGAGGGGUCUUGAAUGUCUUGUGUAUCAGCCGCUCGUGUUCUGUCCAUAGAUAGCAGGGUGAGAAGCAGAAGAGUCGGUAUUUUGUACUGUUACUGUCACGCAACAAACUGAGAUACACUGAGAUACACUGACAAAGGCACGUUGUAAGACAAAGGACCGGGAGAGAGAGAGAGAGAGAAGAGAAAGAAAGGAAUGGCUUUUUUUGUCACACAGAAGAGUGUGGUUCUGAUUGUGUAGAUUCCUCUUCCCGUGUGUGAUUGUCUACCUGUUCUGAAGACCUUGUAGUGUGAUGAGCGCUGAGCAGUGCGUAGGAGAAAGCUGUACGUUUGUAUGUAGAUACCUUUCUAAACGGUGUCCUUUGGGUUAUGAAGUUUACACACAAUGAUUUAUAGAGUUUUAACUAUUUAUAAUGGAAAAUAUCAGUGUCCUUGAGGGGACCAUUUCCUUUUAUGAAGUUUAUUUGAAGUCGAAGCAUCUACUAGCGGCUUUCCUAAUAACAGUGACGAACAAAGCAUGACAUGGAGCAACUAAGUAGCUCUUCAGCAUAAUAUUAAAAUUAGUUUUUUUUAGUCUUAAUGCUAAUUGCCUUUUUCUUCUCCCUUGGCUAUAAUGAAUCCUGCUGGGAAUGAGAAUGCGUGCUCCUCGAGAGGUCUUCACGUUUCACACUGGCCUGCUGUGAUCUGUUUUGUUUUACCUGCUCAAAGCCGCUCGAGGUUGAACAGAGGACUCUUGUGACAGCACACCAAAAUAAAUCAUCGAAUUACUUCUUAACAAUCAUCUUCAUGGUGCACUGCACCUCCCUCUUUAGAAGACACACCGUAUGAAAGGGUCUAAACCUAUAGUGUCUACACAACCCCUAGUAUUUAUCUACUGCUUCUCUUAUUAGGAGUGACGAUUGCAAUCGUUAAUAACAUUUUACACCAGUAUGACACUCUCAGUUACUUAUGUAUGCAAAACAUCAUGGUAAAACUAACAAAUAUGUGCAGGAAGCCGGAACUCUGAAUCCCAAAACCUACCGAAUCUGUUUCUCUCAUUUGGCACCAAACACAAAAUAUGAAAGUCUGGUCCUGUAAUCUCUAGUUCAGCCCUGUUUGGUAAUAAAAGAGGAUCUUGCAUGGCUAUAAAAGCAUCAGCAGGAACCAUUUGGCCUGACCUUGUUCUGCUAGAUAUCAACAGCGCAGAGUAUGCAAUUCUCUGGCUCCUUUUUUUUCUCUCUUGGUAACGGUUGCUCAGUUGCUUGCAAAAUGUUCCUCGUUGUAUAAAAAUGUCCACGUCAGGUAGAAGAAAACAUCAAUGCAGCAGUUUACCCAUCUUUAAAGAUCUCUGAGCUAUUGUGUUUGAAUGUCUCACUCCUCUGAAUGAAGCGCGACCCGGCUUUCUGAAAAAUGUCCUCCCAGCAACUUAGGCCCAUGUUUUGAUUGGUAAAUGAGCCCCUUGUGGGCAUAUCUUGGAACUGCUCACCCACAUCCCCCCCUAUCAUCCCCCUGAUUGGACGGUCAGCAGGAGGCGGUGUCCAGUUAUCUCAUUUUGUAAUGUACGUGUUUAUUAAUAAAUCAUUCAUCAUAUCUGUUCAACGCUCUUUAAAAUCAGCGCUGAAUUCCCUUCAGCGACUGUCUAGAUUUUCAGAACAGUAUAUAACGGAUAAUGAUGUAAUACAUAUUGAAUUAUUACCAUUGUUUUUUAUGGGGCAUUCACAUUUGCUGUUCAGUAAAAGCAAAAUAGGAAGGAAGGGGGGCAGCUUAAGCCUUUUUUAAAUUAAACAAUUUAAAGAAAUGAAAGCCCAAACACUUGAAUUGCUUUAGUGAUUACACCAUUUUAUAAUACAAAAAUUACAUUACAAACAACUUUUUAAAAUCGUUAUUCAUUAUCAUUAAACUGCACUUGUACCCACAGAUGUUUUGAAUACAUAUUUAAAAAGGAUAUUUAUAUGUGAAGUUAAAUAUAUAGCAAACAAUUUGGAGACUGUCUGCCCCAAUAUUACAAUGAGGGCUCAUUUUUACAGGAAUAAAAAUAAAGAAAAAACAUUUUGACUUUGAUACAGCAUCGUUUUCAAAGUGAUCUAUUCAGCAUUUUAAUAACUUCCUAAACUGACUGAAAUAUAAACGCCUACAAGUAGCUAUUUAUCUACUUUAUAAACUAGAAUUGUGUCGUUUCUCUGCCUGUGUUUAGAAAGAGAACACUGUUGAGCGAUUAAUCAUGAAUUAAAAUGGCACGCUUACAAUAACAAUGUGGACGAAGAGAUACAAAUCAUGUUAAAUGCUGAAUAUUAAACAUAUGCUUCAAAAUCCAAAUGCAUUUUCUAAUAUUUAAUAUGUGUUGACUUGGCACCUUUCUUUAUCAGUAGGCAGAUAACUACCUUUAAGUUAUAGAACAAUAUGCAUUAACAACACAAUGUUUGGAAAGUAGUCAGUUUCCUGAUCACAUCAUUUCAUGCUAAUGCUGAGAGCAUGUAUUUAAUAUUAUAAAGAGUGUGUAACCGUGUAGUAGUUAAAAACAUCACACUAACAUCUGGCAAGGGAUUUACAAUGUCAUUCUGAUCUGCAGUGACUGCUUUUCUGCUUUUCUUCUUUCAGUAUUUUACUGUGCACUUGGUCCCAUUAUCUGAAUAGUAUUCACAACAGUACUGAUGGACUGCCAGGCAUUGAUUUAGAGAGAACCAGGCCAAGUCUCAAACUGUGGAAGGACCAAGUGAUGGGCAACGAAACUAAAUAAAGGUGCUGCAGCUGAGACCUAUAGAGGUCAACGCAUGGGCUGCCUAAUGAGGCAGGGUUCAGUAUCUAGAGAACAUGGGAACAGCACAAUGUAACAUUUCCUAAUUGAUUUCUUUUGCACAUAGCGACAGCUCCAAAGCAAAGCAG
Acipenser ruthenus (sterlet) is the source of this 4956-nucleotide messenger RNA. Its product is annotated as copine-8-like. Gene Ontology annotation, biological process: cellular response to calcium ion. NCBI's taxonomy places the organism in Eukaryota, Metazoa, Chordata, Actinopteri, Acipenseriformes, Acipenseridae. Gene Ontology annotation, cellular component: plasma membrane. Gene Ontology annotation, molecular function: calcium-dependent phospholipid binding. The record is from RefSeq and is a predicted model, not a curated record. The transcript is spliced from 21 exons. Bases 338 to 2065 code for a protein of 575 amino acids.